This is a messenger RNA of Benincasa hispida (wax gourd), 1510 nucleotides long. Its product is annotated as mitotic phosphoprotein N' end (MPPN) family protein. Gene Ontology annotation, biological process: nuclear pore organization; NLS-bearing protein import into nucleus. Gene Ontology annotation, molecular function: structural constituent of nuclear pore; phospholipid binding; nucleic acid binding. NCBI's taxonomy places the organism in Eukaryota, Viridiplantae, Streptophyta, Magnoliopsida, Cucurbitales, Cucurbitaceae. The record is from RefSeq and is a predicted model, not a curated record. Gene Ontology annotation, cellular component: nuclear pore nuclear basket; nuclear pore central transport channel; nuclear membrane.
ACGAAUCACAUUGUAGACGCCACUGGAUGGGGUUGAGGUUUAGGGUUUCAAACUUUCAACUUCCAAAUUUUUUAGGUCUUUUUCAUCCCAUUUGGGCGUCUCUAUUCUAAAAUACCUUCGGGAGGGAAAAAUCAAAUUCCCAACUCCCCUCGCCUCUCAAAUUCUCCAUUCCAAUCGAUCAGUUGGAACUCGAAGCACAGCUCGACCAUUUUCUCAAGUUGAAAUAUAUUUUUCUAAGUCAUGAACACCAUUGUGCAUAGAACUCCCAAUUCUGGGAGGCAGUCAUUGUUCUACCAAGAUUUAGCAUCUCCUGUUACAACGCGGAAAGGGAAAUUUUCAACUCCAGGCCAGGCCGCUGCUGUAUCUGCUUUAUGGCGGGAGAAUUUUGGAAACUCAGAUCUUCCUCCUCCUCCGGUUUUCACCUUGGAAGACCGCUCGGGCUCAGAUUUUUCUCCUGAGUCUGGGAUUGCUGAUUAUCCUGUUUCCCCGGAAAUUAAAUCAGACCCAAGGACCCCUAUCCAAAGUCACGACUUCUCUUCGCCGUUGAAAAACAAGUCAAAUGCCAGCACUUCAUAUACACCAAUUAGUGGACAACAAAGCCGGCAGGGAUCAGCUGGCUUUAGUUGGUGGUCAACAUCGAAAGGUGGUGGGAGCGAGCAAGAAGAUAAGGGAAAAAGUUCACCAGUCGAAGGUGUGAUUCAACCUGGUGCAUUAAUCACACUUCCAACCCCAAGGGAAGUUGCCAGACCGGAGGUGCAGAGGAAUUGCUUGCCUGCAGCAAAACUCAAUGAGGAGGAAUGGGUUACUGUCUACGGAUUCUCCCCCGCUGAUACAAAUCUCGUUUUGAGGGAAUUUGAAAAGUGCGGUGAGAUCUUGAAACACGUUCCUGGUCCAAGAGAUGCUAAUUGGAUGCACAUUCUUUAUCAGAACCGAUCUGAUGCUCACAGGGCUCUCAACAAAAAUGGUAUUCAAAUUAAUGGGGUGCUAAUUGUUGGUGUGAAACCAGUGGACCCAAUGCACCGGCAGGCACUAGAUGAAAAAUUAAACCACCCAGGAUUCAUGGUUACCCCACCGGUAUCUUCUCGAACCUCAGAACUCCUUGCAACCAGAGGACUGGUGCGGCCCUACAAUCUUCAAAAUGGUAACAGUAGUGCGCGGCAGUCAGGAGGUACCAUUGCUUCACCAUCGAAAUCAUUAGUAUCUAAGGUCAUGGAUUUGAUGUUUGGAGUCUAAGUUAGCUCCUCGCUGCAUAUCGACUUUCUUCGGCAAGAAAUUCCUAAAAAUUUGAGAGCUUACGCAUUGUUUUGGUGUGAUAUGUUAUAGGUUGUUGGAACCAUGUACAAUGUUCACAAUCCUCCAUCUUGAUAAUUGUGGUUGUUUUUCCUGAUUCUUACUCUUACAAAAUGAGACAGAAGGAAAUGAACAUAAUGCUGGAGCUUUUUUAGACCUUGGGAACAAACUAAUAUGGGAACCGGGUAUAUAGUAUACAUCCAUUUCCCACCCCUUUAAA